Messenger RNA from Meleagris gallopavo (turkey), 1435 nucleotides. NCBI's taxonomy places the organism in Eukaryota, Metazoa, Chordata, Aves, Galliformes, Phasianidae. The record is from RefSeq and is a predicted model, not a curated record.
GUACUUGUUUUUCAUUUAUAGACAUCCCGGGAUCUGAUGUGCUUCAUUCAGUUUGAGAAUAUGAACGUUUAUUAUGGUUCUCAACACAAAGUGAAAUAUAAGGCACCUACAGAUCACUGCUUUGUCUUAAAGCAUCCCCAGAUUCAAAAGGAAUCACAAUAUAUCAAAUACUUAUGCUGUGAUGAUCGAGCCACCCUGCAUCAGUGGGUAACAGGAAUAAGAAUUGCCAAGUAUGGCAAGACAUUGUAUGAUAAUUACAAAUGUUCAGUGAAGAAAGCUGGCUUGUCUUCUCGGUGGACAAAUCAAGGGAUGGUGGAACCAGCUGCCCCCACAGGAUCCUUAUCAGCAGGAGCUGUUCAUGCAAAUGGACAGAUUCCCCGGGUCGUUCUUCCCUCCAGUGCAGAAGUUGCAGAGACUCAGAAGAAAGUGGAUCCACCAGAGGCUCAGGCAAAUGACAUCAGUGCAGCCGGCCUGGCACCACCAGCGCUGAGGCAGAAACAGUUGAAUAAGAGGAACUCGCUGCAGCCUCCUCCUCCACCUGAACGGCGGUCGUCUGCUGUGAGCGCUUCACCGGUCCUACCCUCCAAAGUGAAACGAGACAGCGGUAUUUUCCUAACAGAUCCAGAAAGCUUUCCGGCACCACCGCCUUCCCUGAUGCUCGAUUUGCCACCACCGCCAGCACCAGCUGACCUCUGUGAACCUCCUCCCGAUUUUGUGCCUCCGCCGCCACCCCCAUCCAGCAGCAGCAGCAAUGCAGACCUGCCGCCACCCCCUCCGCCUCCACCCGUCUCCAAUAAGCCUCCACCUCUGACAAAGAAACCUGUGCCGCUCCCUCCAAAAAGGCAAGGGAACGUGGCACAAGAUGGAGAGCCGAGAGCAGCUGGGUCGCCUCAGAUUGGGGGUGGAGGCAGGCAAGCAGAUUUCAUGUCUGACCUAAUGAAAGCUCUUGAGAAGAAAAGGGGCAGCAGCUCCUGAUGUGAGGACAGGUGGACUUUAAGCCAGAGCUGCUGUUGCGUCACCGAAGGUCGUGCUGGAUCAGGCCCUACCACCAGAGGAAUUCUCUGAGAGUUCCCCCUGGGGGCUCCAAGAAGUGAGGGGGAUGCCUUCUGUCCCCCACUUCACACCCACAACCUGCUCCUUCCUCACCCCACACCCCCUAAUGAGCCCCCAGCAGCAGGAUGAGGUCAGAAAUUGGCUGCAGCCUUUUUCUGCACUCCGUCGUGUGGUGGAGCAGCGCUCAGUGCUGGCCAGCGAGUCGCAUACUUCUGUGGCUGCCUCUUCUGUACAAUUAGAGCCAAAAGAAACCACACAACAGCAGUCUUGUGUCUAAGAAGUGGGAUCAUCCCUUUUAACAGAUUUCCACUCAAGGGUUCUCUGUUAGAAAACCCCACGCUAUUUUAUUUUCUCAAUCAAAAGAUACCCCCCCUCCUUUUUU